GCUGGCAGCCUCGGAUUCUCCUGUUCAGCCAUGGAAAGCAGCCAACAGAAGGUGGAGAUGUUGGUUGGCUGGCUCAAGUUAGGUAUGGGGGGAAUUAUUUAUGAAAGCAGUACAAAAUGCACAUUGGUGUAUAAUGUAAUGGCAUGUUAAUGUACUUGACACUACAGGUUUGCUUAAAAACCAAUAUUAUGCACUCAGCUACAUGGCAAAUACAUACAUAAUGAGAGCUAUUGUGUCAAGUUAGGGUAACUUUAGGCAGUUAGCUAGUCAUACCAUUUUCUGUAUAUCACAAAACACUUUAACAAAAGAAAUAGUGAAUAAUGACAAACACAAGCUAAGGGUUUGCAAUGGACAUGGGCACCUAACGGUUUUCACCGGACCAGCCAAUCAGAGUGCGUCCUGGCCAGCUAAUCAGAGAGCAGCAGAAGUGACAUGAGUAACAGUUGCUCAGUACCAACAGUCUUAUGAGACAGUUGGAGAGGUGAGAGGGAGAGAGAGAGAGAGAGAGAGAGAUUAUGAGCAUGGAGACUUCAAAAGCGAGGAAGCGAAGACGACAGAUCGACGGAGAACAACUUGUUUCCCCUGGGUGCCGCCGUGAUACCAAAAGGGUGAGGCACCAGGGUGAUCAACGUGGGACAUGCCACCCUUCAGCUGGGGACCCAGCACUUCAAAAUGAGCCUUGGAACACCUUAGCUCACAUAGGCAUUGGCCUAGAGACCUUCAAGGAGUAUGGGGAAGACGCCUACCUGCACGAUAAGAGUCUUGAGGAGAGAUUUAUGGCUUUGAACUUUCUACAAAGUCAGCCAGAAAUCACCACAGCGUCAUGGAACGUGUUCACCGGCCUGCUUAUCUGCGUGCACAGACACCAGAAGUUGGACUUUAGGUCUCUGUGCUUGACUGUCAACCUUCUGGAGCGGUUUCUUGCUUGCGCUGCUCCCAUCAAGACCACUGACCUGAACAGAGUGGGAGCCACUUGCUUCAAUAUAGCCUGCAAGUUAGUGGAGACAAAGAAAUUAAGGAAAUCAAAUCGCCUAAAACUCUUUGAUGACACCUUUACAAAGAAGGAAAUGAACCAACUGGAGCGAACCAUCAUUUGCAAAUUGCUUUUUCAACUGGCGGCACCGACCAUCGAUGACUUCUUGGAGUAUUUCACCCUCCGGAAGAAGCCUUCAGCUGUCCAGCUGACAAAAGAAGCCAUUGCCCUGACUGCUGCUAGAGGCAUCGCAGCACUGAGCCUAACCCACCAUCAUGAGUUUUGCAUUUAUGCACCCUCCAUGAUGGCUCUGUGCUGCCUGAAAGUAGCCACCAAAUUCCACCCUUCAGGAAAACCCAUCAACGUGGAUCCUGCUGAAUACCCAGACCAUGUAAUGGAAGAGUGUGUCGGGAAGAUUUUUGCUCUGAUAUCAUCCAGGCAGAGCUUUUUACACAAAUUGCUUCCAGCAGUGUUUCCAAAGACACUGCCACCAUUACCUGGAAAUGAAAGACCUCUUCCAGCAAGCCAUGAGGUUGAUACAUCAUCUGGAAGCAGCAGAACACCAAGGCAGGAGACAGAAGCAUGCACCUCCCGGCAAGAACCCAAAGGCGGUGAGACAGCCACAUCCGGAGAGGCACCGAGUUCCAACCACUUGGAAAUGGCCCAGGGAUCUGACCUUUCCAACUACCAUCAAGGGGUAACUUUUCAAAACACAUACAUUCCCUCAUACUACCAACCUUACAUGCACCCAUACAUUCCUACAUAUCCAUACUGCCAGCCAAACAUGUACCCAUACAUUCCUACAAAUCCAUACUGCCAGCCAAACAUGUACCCAUACAUUCCUACAAAUCCAUACUGCCAGCCAAACAUGUACCCAUACAUUCCUACAUAUCCAUACUGCCAGCCAAACCUGUACCCAUACAUUCCUACAUAUCCAGGCUGGCAGCCAUACAUGCACACAGACACACAUCCCCUUACUGACACCCACACAGACACACAUCUGCCUACAUACACUGAAUAG
Messenger RNA from Xenopus laevis (African clawed frog), 1994 nucleotides. Its product is annotated as cyclin-O protein B-like. The record is from RefSeq and is a predicted model, not a curated record. The transcript is spliced from 2 exons. The coding region runs from base 516 to 1994 and encodes 492 amino acids. Lineage: Eukaryota; Metazoa; Chordata; Amphibia; Anura; Pipidae.